Messenger RNA from Fomitiporia mediterranea MF3/22, 6207 nucleotides. RefSeq lists its product as uncharacterized. Lineage: Eukaryota; Fungi; Basidiomycota; Agaricomycetes; Hymenochaetales; Hymenochaetaceae. Gene Ontology annotation, biological process: chromatin remodeling. Gene Ontology annotation, molecular function: histone demethylase activity; DNA binding. The record is from RefSeq and is a predicted model, not a curated record. Bases 56 to 5941 code for a protein of 1961 amino acids. The transcript has 13 exons. Gene Ontology annotation, cellular component: nucleus.
CGCUGCCCUCACGCUCCCUCUAUUGUCAAGAGUAUCGCGGAAGGAGCUCCUCAUUAUGUCGGGCAAGGGACCACCGUCUCAAUCGCGUGAGCGCUCUGCGACUCCUCGCCGUGGGGGCUCUAGCUCCGCCACAGAUCCCGUACCCGCAAGUCACUACACUUAUGUAUCUGAUUCUUCAUCCGAGAAGCCUCCCACUACGUUUACCUCGUCUCUCUCCAUCGCAGUGGAAGGAAGCACUUCGGUGGAGAAAGUUGCGAAGGAGGAGGGAAUGGACACAGGAGGAACUUCGUCAGUCUCGCAUCCGGCCGAAGAAGCCACUUUGAACAAGCGUACACCUCGCAAAUCUAAAGUGGAGGCUCUUGCCGCUCUAAAUCGCUCUCGUUCACCUUCCGUGGAACUCGUUAAUGUUUCGUCCACGAAGCAAAUGGUUCCGCCAUCAGUCCUUAAUGGUGCCCCAAUCUCUGUCUCUUCAACCUUAGACAUGUCGACUGUCAAGACGACAAGUCCGAGAAACCUUCCCCCUCGGGCAAAACCACGACUUUUUGAGCUCGAAGACUGUCCUACAUUUUAUCCUUCCCCUGAGGAGUUCAAGGAUCCGAUGAGUUACAUCCGCUCCAUCUCGCCCCGUGGCCAAGAGUAUGGUAUUAUCAAAAUCGUUCCUCCGAUAGGGUGGAAAAUGCCCUUUGUGACCGAUACUGAGACAUACCGCUUCAAGACCCGAGCAAUGCGGCUAAAUUCAAUUGAGGCGUCGUCUCGGGCAAAGAUCAAUUUCCUGGAGGCCCUGUACCGCUUUCACCGGCAGCAGGGCAACCCUCGUGUGACCGUACCGACGAUUAACUACAAGCCCUUAGAUUUAUGGCUACUAAGGAAAGAGGUGCAGAAGCUCGGAGGAUUUGAAAAGGUGAAUAAAGAGAAAAAAUGGUCUGAGGUCGGCCGUCUGCUCGGUUACACAGGCAUACCUGGGCUGUCAACGCAAUUGCGGAAUUCCUAUAUCCGGGUUAUUUUACCGUAUGAAGUCUACUCGGACGGUAUUCGUAGCUCGGCCGUGUUUGCAUCAUCGAAUAGGAAGAAAACGCAAUCCCCUGCCCCCGAAUCCCGGUCAGCCUCGAAUCAACCACCUCCCAGUCCCACGUUUAGUCCACUCUCCACGAGCUCUAGUCCCCUAUCAGAGCCACCUGACGACGCCGAUCUCAAUGGGUUUAGCCAUUCAAGAGCGAGUUCGCCUAAGCCUCGAAAAGCGUCACAUAUGAACGGCAUCAAAGGCUCAAACGGAAAGAUGGCGAAUGGUACUGGUCGUACUCACUCACCAGAUGGUCAUGGGGCUCCGUCAAAGGAUGAUAGCAAGGCUACCUGCUGCGAGGUAUGCCACAGAAGGAACAAGGGAACUGAGAUGCUUCUCUGCGAUGGUUGUGACUGCGGUUUCCACAUGUUCUGCCUCGUUCCUCCCUUGACUUCUGUUCCGAAAGGGCAGUGGUUUUGCCACACAUGCUUAUUUGGUACCGGGGGAGAUUACGGCUUUGAUGAGGGCGAAGAACACAGUUUAAGCAGUUUUCAGGCACGGGACCAAGCAUUUCGAAAGAUGUGGUUCGAAACGCACCCUCCCCCGCAGUCUGAUCACCCGUUGACUGAUAAGGAACUGGACGACCCAACUGUGACUACCAUCGGUGGUAUCCGUAUUUCCGAACCGGACGUUGAAAAUGAGUUCUGGAGACUGGUACAAUCACCGUACGAGACCGUGGAAAUAGAAUACGGAGCGGACGUGCAUUCGACAACUCACGGAAGUGCUAUGCCGACUCUGGAAACUCAUCCAUUAGAUCCGUAUUCAAAGGAUCCAUGGAAUCUGAAUAAUAUCCCUAUUCUGCAGGAUUCCCUCCUGCGCUAUAUUAAAUCAGAGAUAAGUGGGAUGACUGUUCCUUGGACAUAUGUUGGAAUGGUUUUCUCAACGUUCUGUUGGCACAAUGAGGACCAUUAUACCCACAGUAUCAAUUAUAUGCACUGGGGAGAGACAAAGACCUGGUAUGGCAUACCAGCCGAAGACGCCGAGAAGUUCGAAGCUGCAAUUAAGAAGGAAGCUCCGGAUCUUUUCGAGACCCAACCGGACCUUCUCUUCCAGUUAGUCACGCUUAUGAGUCCGGCGAGACUGAAAGAGUCCGGCGUCCACGUCUACGCCUGUGACCAGCGAGCCGGAGAGUUCGUGAUAACCUUCCCUAAGGCAUACCAUGCAGGAUUCAAUCAUGGUCUCAACUUCAAUGAGGCUGUUAAUUUUGCACUUCCGGACUGGCUACCUCUUGGACGAGAGUGUGUCAAACGGUAUCAAUCGCACAAAAAGCUUCCAGUCUUCUCACAGGAUGAGUUGCUCAUUACCGUAACUCAGCAAUCGCAUUCAAUUAGGACAGCGAUAUGGUUAAAUGAUAGUUUCAAAGAAAUGACGGAAACGGAGAUCAAGAACCGCAAAGCCGUCCGCGAGCUUGGUGUUCCAGAGACUCUUAUCGAGCAUGAUUGCCCAGAAGAUCAAUAUCAGUGCGCGUAUUGCAAGGCGUUCUGUUAUCUAUCGCAAGUUAUGUGUCCUUGUCCAAAGGCCAACGGUGCUAGAGUCGUUUGCUUGGAGGAUGUCAAAUAUCUUUGCGACUGCCCACCCUCCCAACAGCUCCUACGGCUACGAUUUUCUGACGAGGAGCUGCUUAACAUCCAGUCAACUGUCUCCAGUAGAGCGGCAAUCCCGGAAAAUUGGCACAAGAAGUUGAUGAAACUUCUCAACGACAGUCCGAAGCCUCAAUUGCGAGCGUUACGUGCUUUGGUGGCCGAGGCUGAUCGGAUCAACUAUCCGAUGAAAGAAGUUGCUUCGUUACGACGCUGCGUUACUCGUGCCAACGAAUGGGUCGAAGCGGCUAACUCCUUCAUUACUCGGAAACAGAGUCGCAAACGUUCAAAGCGUCAUCGCUGGCAACCAUCACUUGCCAACGGCGCCGGCGUAAGCGAUGAAGUAACUGAUCGGCCAGAGAAGACGCUGGAAGAACUGUAUUCUGUUUUGCGAGAUGUCGAAAACCUCGGGUUUGAUUGCCCCGAGAUUGGCCUUCUCCGAAACCUAGCGUCGCAAGCAGAGGAGUUCAAAACCAAGGCGAAAGCGCUCCUUGAGGUGAUCUCGACUGACAACGAUCCCACAGCACAUUUGCAGGAGUGUGAAACUCUCCUCGCCCACGGCACGUCACUGAAUGUUUACCUAGAAGAAUUCUACAAGAUAGAGAAUUAUGUCCUGCAGGAUCGGCUAGUAAAGGAACUCGAAGAUGUUGAUGAAUCUGCCAUUACGUUAGAUGAAAUCCGCGAAUUCUUGAAUCGUGCGAAGGCAUGCGAGCUUCCCUCUGGUAACAAGUAUAUGAUCCUCUUGGAAGAGAGACUGAAAGCUGGAACGGAUUGGGAUGAGCGUGCGGCGGGUGUCUUGAACCAGCCUAUCAAGACAAUCGAAGAGUUGGAACAAUUCUUUGAUGUCGAAUCAACCAUUCCGGUGGAUCCGAGCGUGCUGAAACGAAUUCAAACGACACGUAGCCGUGCACUGGAAUAUGAAAAACAGGCGAAGGAGUGGCUCUCGCCUCAGCCGGGUGCGGAAUUACCGACUGUCCAAGAGGCGCUCAGGCUCGUUCAAAAAGCGGAGAAAGAAUUUAACAUUCAGGCCAUCCAAGAUUUAAAGCGGACCGUCGACUUCGCGUACGAUUUGGAGGAGCGAUGCGAAGCCGUGCUAAAGAACCGCUACGAGCACGGUGAUGGAGGGUCCUGCUUUGACGCCAUGAAUCGAUGGAGGACAUAUGCUCGCGAACACCUAACGAAAUUUAGGUUACCGAGUUUCGAUAAGCUCAAUGUCGAGAUUGAGAAGCAUGAACAAUGGCAAAAGAAACUUCCUUGGUAUUGCGCUGAGCACGAUGCGCCCCAUGCCGACGAAAUCCUGCGUGAUGUCGUUGACUAUACGAAACCAGAAGAUGAUGAGCCUCCGCACGACGAGUUUUUCACUUGCAUCUGCUUUGAACCUGUUCGUCCUCCCCCUCCUGGCGUGGUCUCUGAUGCUGUGCAGUGUGAUCACUGCUACGCGCGUUUCCAUGGUCGAUGUGCUGUUAACGGUGGAUCUUGUCCUUUCUGUGAUCCCAACCAUUGGAAUGGGACCAUCCAUUCUGACCGUAGCUACCAUUUCUGCUACCUUCCAACCGUCUUGCACAAUGCGCCUGAGAUUUCCAAGAACUAUUCGGAGCACUGGCAAGAAUUAAAGACUAUUGUCGAACACAUCGAACGACUCUGCAAUGUUGUUGGCAACUUCCUCUCUAUUGCUUCGCAACCCGGAUAUCAACGUGCGGAGUACAUUCCGCAAGUGCGACAUUACCUUCGCAAACUGUACAAAAUCAAGUUUGCUGUAUCGCCGAACCCUGAGGUCUCGUUCGGACUAGAUUUGGCUGGUUUGCAUCGUAUUCUCGCGAACCGGCCAGCCCCUACGAGAAUGAAGAAGCGGAGGCGUCCGAAGUUUGUUUUUGGGCAAGAUGUGGACAGGGACUGGGUGGACGGAACCAGGUGUAUUUGCCGUGGCCAGACGCCAUAUCUCUCUGGAUUCGCAUUGCUACAAUGCGAGCAAUGUCUUCGGAAAUACCACAAUGCUUGCGUUUGUUACAAGGGCCCAAUGAAGGAAGGUGCACUGACGACAUUUUAUUGUCCUUUAUGCUGUCUUCGCAAGGGCAAGAUGUAUCGUUGGGCUGACAUCCGAGUCCGAAUGAUGGAUGAAGCUGAUUCCGCUGUAUUUAUCGAUGUGAAGGCCUGCGUAGAAACUUUUAGCCGUAAUUUGAUUAAAAUAAAGCUCGCCCCUCCCGUAACGCCUACAAUCUUCAUUGACCUCGUUCAAUUUUACCCUGGUCAACCUGACAAUGCGACCAAGUCCGAACCGUUUCCCCCACCCACGAACAACGGACUUCACACGACAAGAGUACCAAUUCAUGUUUUACCGCAUCGACUGAAGAGCUCGCAAUCGUCUUCGGGUUCGCCGUCAAACGUUCCACCUCCACCUCCGUGGAGCCGAUCAUCGUCUAUUGCGUCUGCUCCACCUCCGCCUCAUCCUCCCGCCUCCGCAGGAUCGAUGGAAAGCGUUCUGUCGUUCAAGAGGAAGCGGAAGAGCAGCAUGAGCGAUCAUGGGCGGGAGAGGGUCCUUGUUUUCGAAGUCGACCCUCAAGUACCGAAUCAAGCUACAUCAUCGACUCAUCAAGGCGUUCACCAGUCAAAUUCGUCUCAGUUGAAUAUCAUAGAGGUAGAUCCAUCACAAAUGGCGACCCAGCCCUCUGCUCAAGCACGCCAGAAGGCAUCUCCGACCAAUGGGCAUCCGCCGCCGCCACUCCUUCCUCCGAUACGUGUACCGGAUCAUCGUUCGCCUCCUCAGCGUCAUGUCCCAACCCCGCGUACAUCUCUCAAUGUGGCACUCUCACCAGAUCAACGGUCAAUGCCACACCCUGUUCCCCCAUCACCACAGCACCGUACACCGGCUCAAACAGGUCCUCGAUCCCCGUUAGAGGUCCAUCGCUCUCCUCAACAGGGGCCUGUGUCAGCUCAUCCAGUCCUCCACUCCCCACAACAUCGUCCGCCGUCUCAUGCCGUGACACACUCGCCCCGCCAUCGACCAUCAUACACGUCUGCUCGACCAUCGUCAAAUCAUUCUUCUCCUCAUCGAAUUCAUGGACCCGUCUCUACUUCGCCGCGUCAGUCACUUCAUAGAGUUCCGUCAAAUUCGAUAGUCGCAGGGCCUUCGAUGUUGCAAUCACCUCCUUUAGCAAGUCCACCACCACGGGACCGUCCGGCUCCGUUGAUCCUUGACCACGGUAGCAACCCCAGCAACAUGCCCGUGAGAAAGGUGAAGCUUGUUGUGCGAGAUAGUCCACCAACGUUCAACGGAAAGGACACCGUCGAUUCUCGAGACUAAUUAACACGAUACAUAUCAAUACGUACGAGUGCUUUAUCAUGCAAUGCUUUAUGGGGUGAAGUUUGUCUCUGCUGUCUCUAUCUCUGACCUAAAUGCGUGUUAUGGAAACUGGGAUGAUCUUGUUCGAUUGUCUUAGGAUUGUCUCUAUCUUUUCUUCCUAUGCUUUACACUAAAUUUUUAUUGUCUAUGGUUGCUUGCGCUUGUUCUCGAGUUUCUUCUUUCCGGCUAGGGUAUCGGGCGUACCUGUUGUAGCUAAUAUGUAUAUU